Molecule: messenger RNA, 2234 nt
Organism: Andrographis paniculata
Lineage: Eukaryota; Viridiplantae; Streptophyta; Magnoliopsida; Lamiales; Acanthaceae
Product: F-box protein At5g07610-like
Exons: 2
Coding region: 314-1444 (376 amino acids)
Molecular function (GO): protein binding
Source: RefSeq, a predicted model, not a curated record
AGAGAAUAUUGUUCUUGUAAUGCUAUGAUCAUCUCAAGGAUGGAUACAUUCAAUUAAUUGUGAAUUACGAUGGCAGCUACCUAAAUGACACUAUUUCCCACUUGUUUCUGGGAGGGACCUACCUUUUCUCCUUUGCUAUCAAACUAUAGAAGACUGGCCCUGGCCGGCCAGCCGGCUCUCCCUAAGUCUCCGAGAAUUAUGUGGCUAUCUUGUCUCUAUUAUCAAUGGAUGCUACUACAGCUCUUCUACCACCAUCCUCCUUGAUUUGAUUAGAGGUAUUGAACAAAUCACCUCCUCUUGAAUCUCCUGCAGGAUGGAUGGCAAAUUCACCUUCACCUGGAACGACGAUGUGUUGAUGGAACUCCUCCUCUGGCUGCCUGCAAUAUCACUUGUAAGAUUCAAACUGGUAUGCAAACACUGGCUCUCCAUAAUUUCAUCCCACCAUUUCUGUCUUCUCCACACUCUCCGCCACCACAAACCCCAACCCUCUUUCAUUUUCCACCCUCACACCAUCUCCCCUUCCCAAUUCUUCUACUUCCAUCCUCUGUCCAGUGAACGUCUGGUGCCAUAUCACUUCACUGUCCCUAUCCCUAACACAAAAAUAUUGAGCUCUUGCAAUGGCCUGCUAUUGUUGGAGUCUGAUCAACCCGGAAAGAGUUGCUACAUUCACAAUCCCACCACCAAGAAAUCAAGGUGUAUUAAUCUUACUGUCGGUGGCACGCACACAGAUCUUCUGGGGCUCAACUUGGCAUUUGAUCCUUCUAAAUCUCCUCACUACAAAAUCAUUUGCAUCAGGAAAGCUGCAGCAAGGCAGCCUGCUCCCCGUAGGCAGCCCUAUUCCCGGGAUGGACUAAGUUGUCAGAUUGAGGUCUAUGACUCAGAGAUUCACACAUGGAAGCUCUCCCUGGAAUCAUUCACAGCAUAUAGAGAAACCAAGUUCUCCUUUGGUGUCCACUGGGGAAAUGCAAUUCACUGGGAUAAUCAUCCUCGUGCCCACAUGUACUUCGACAUCAGUAAGAAUGUGAUUGGAAGCUUACCCUAUGCGCAAAUCCCAUGGCCUCCGGGAGGAGGAGGUGGAGCCUGCCAUUGCCAGCUCCAAGAAUCAAAUGGGCGUUUGCAUCACUUCAUCAUUGUAUCAGACAGAGGUGACAAAUCAAUAGCAGUACUGGAAUUGCAAGAAGAUUACUCCCAAUGGCAGUUGAAGUACCAUGACAAAUUUGGUCGGCUUCCAGGUAAGACUCGGACCUUGUGUUUUGUGAGAGGAGACGAGAGAGAGGUAGACACUAUGGUGUAUCAUGUGCCCGGAAAGAUGGUAGUUUACAAGUUCAUUGACAAGAGCUCUAAGGAGGUUGAUCUCACAAAUGAAGCAUUUUAUAAGUAUGAUUCUGUCUUGUUUGAGCCUCAAAAUAUCCAUCUGUUUGGUGAAAGCUUGGUUCCUGUCUGAUCCGACUGUUAUUAUAGCAUAAAUGAAGGUCUGCAUUUGGCCCCUCUAUAUGCAGAUUGGCUUUUGUGAAGAAUAAGGUAUGACUUUUGUAAGUGCUGGUUUAUUUAAUCUAUAAUAAUCUCUUGGAAGUAAAUACAGCCUUAAAGGUCUCUCUCUGCUUAGAAGAGCUGCAAAACUAUUAAAAUUUUAUGAUUAUGAAGAUAUAGAUAGAUAGAUAGAUAGAUAGACAGAUCACUCAAUCUCUAGUCUGAAUAGUAAUUAGUUAUGUAUGUAAAGUUACCCUUUCCAAAAAAGCAUUCUUCAUCUCUAAACCUGCCUGAUUCAAUCUCUCAUAAUAUUGUUUAGGGUGGUAAGAAGUAAGAAGAAGGAUUCUUCCCUUCCCUCCCCUGGCUGGAUUCUAAUCUUCUUAGGAUGUAAUAAUAAUAUAUAAUUAGAGUGAGCAGUUGCCAAAGAAAGGAAUCGCUUCUGAGUGAGGCCAUCCAUGAAUCAGGACAAAAGAAAUGCUAAACCCAUCUAUAAAGGAUUUGCAAUAGUAGUGAGUGAGUCAUGUCAGAAUUCCAUCCCCAUUUGAAGUUCAUACCUCAGCCUCAGACGUACAAAUAUGGAUGUCAUUGUCUCCCCUCCCUCCCUCCACCCAUGCCAAUGGCAUUGCCACCUUGGACUUGGACCUGGACCCUUCCCAUUUCUUUCUUUCACUUUUCUUUCUCUUUAGUCUGCGGUUGCACCUUCAUCGUCUCAAACAACUGCCCUUUCACAAUAUGGCCCGGUACCCUGGCCGGUUCAGGAACAC